Molecule: messenger RNA, 2532 nt
Organism: Lodderomyces theae
Lineage: Eukaryota; Fungi; Ascomycota; Pichiomycetes; Serinales; Debaryomycetaceae
Gene: IML2
Product: Iml2p
Exons: 1
Coding region: 1-2532 (843 amino acids)
Cellular component (GO): cytosol; mitochondrial outer membrane; nucleus
Molecular function (GO): protein binding
Source: RefSeq, a predicted model, not a curated record
AUGUUCAAAGGUUUGAGAAAAAAAGCAUCCAUCUUGUCGCUAUAUCCCACAACUUCAAAUCAAAAUGCACUGGAUAACAACCCCAACUCCAGUAGCAACUAUGACAGGAUUUUGAAGCAGGUGCACGAUUUUGAAACCGCCUUGAAGGCUAUGGACUACCUCUUGGAUGAUCGUACGAAUGAGGGGAUAGCUUUGUUGAAAAGGGAAGCAAAAUUGGCGUCACAGGAUGAUCUGCCUCGUGCUGUCUUUCCCUUGGCAUUGGGAGUUAUGGAGUUCAUUGAGGCUACGCUAGGUUUUGAGCCUGAGGUUAUGGCCAAAGCGCACAACACAUUGUCUGAAGCUGAAACUGCCUCUCAAGCUAAUUCUAAAUACAACACUCGAUACCACUUGGCAACAUCCACAAUUUACCCACCGGGAACUGAGUUUCAGGUAACUUUAGCAGAGUCAACUUUAUUGAAUGCAUUGUUGAUGUUGUUGAAGGAGAAUAACGGUGUCGUUGACAGCGCAAAGGCGUUGUUUAAGCUACGAAAAGCAUAUCAGAUCUUGGAUUCCGUGCAUAAGAAAAUCCAAGAACUGGAGCCGCUUUUUAACAAAAACUUGGCGAAAUUGAGAAGAAAGGCAACAAUGGGAGCCGCUGGCAAGAGUAAUGGUGUCUUUUUGAAUAAUAAUAAUAAUCAAUCAAUUAGUACGGUUGACUUGCCUGGAUUUGAGCCUGUGAACGGCUCGUCAAGCUCGUUGCCCGAGGAUAUCAGAUUGAUGAAAGAUUUGGAAAGAAUUUUCCAAAUGAGAAAGGCCCGGAUUGAAGGUUCGAACUUGGGUAACACCGAAACACUCAAUUUGUUUGAAGACCUGAGUAGUUCAGUUGGUUUAGCAAAGCAAGCUUAUGUCAAGCCAUUGAAUAUAGAAAACAAUGUCUCAGACGACGACGAGGUGUUUGAGGACGCAUUGGAUACCCUUGCAGUGAGUGACGUUCCAAGUUCGUAUAUCGAGUCAAGUGCUCAAUCAAUUGUUUCAUCUGUUGAUACCUCGCCUAGUUCCCAAGCAAACGUAUCGGAUACCUAUGUCCAUGUUUCCACAACUGAUGAAUUUAUCCAUUCAGGAGUGCAAUUGUGCUUUGGAAUUUUGCAGGUGGUCUUGUCAUUGAUCCCACCAGCUAUUGGUGCAGUCUUGUCAAUUGUUGGAUUUAAAGGUAAUAGGACUGUUGGUCUUCAAUUACUAUGGAGAACUGCAAUUACUUCGAGAAAUGUCCAUGGUGAGUUGGCAUUGUUGUUUUUGUUGGUAUUUUAUGAUGGACCCGUGCAAUUUGUCGACACUGGAUUUCGAUUACCCGAAUCGAAAGGAAGUAGUAGUGUUAUACUGUUGAGUAACAAGCUAACAGUACUGGAUGAGGAAUUGCAAAAGAUUAUGGACAAUCCACCAAUCUACACCAGCCAGUUGUUACGUUCAGCUCGUCAACACUUUCCACACAAUGCAUUGUGGAUAUUACAAGAGGGUAGAAUGUUGGCGGCUGAAGGUGAUUUGAUUGGAGCUAGCACACUUAUGCAGAAUUUCACCGACGAUCCAAAUAACAAGAUCCAAAUGCAACAAAUUGAGUCAUUGUUGGUGUUUGAUCGUGCUAUUGUAUAUAUCUACUUGCACGAAUACGACAAAGCAGCGAGAGAUUUGAUCCACUUGAUUGACAUCAACUCCUGGUCAAAAGCUGUGUAUUUAUUCAUGGCUGCCUCAUGUUAUCUUGAAAAGUACAGAAUGAUUAGAAUGGGAGUUAGUAAGGGAGACGAACAAGAAGCUCAAAAGUAUGCGGAUUUGUUUUCCAAAUAUAUGAAGCUCGCAUUGAGCUAUGUCCCGGGACAGGGCCACAAUGCACAAAAGAAAGGAGGAUUGGGUGGUAGUGGUAAGCAAAUGCCGUUUGAUAAGUUUUUGUUGCGUAAGAACAAACACAUCGAAGCAAGAAAGAAACAGCAUCCCGAUCUCCAGCUUGCUGAUUUGGUGGGUACUUCUUUGAUUCAUGAGUUGGUUUAUUUCUGGAACGGAUACAACCGAAUGACUCAGGAUCAUUUCCAGAUUGCUUUGAAGAUGUUGGGGUACUCUGGAGCGCCAAACGCUGAGUUUUCUGCAAACACCAGUAACCACUCAUUUGCAAAGAUCAAAGAGACCGAAGACGAAGCAAUGAUUAGAUACUUCCUCCAGUCCGUUUGCUUGAGGCAAAUGGGCCAAGUACGUGAAGGUUCUCGUUUACUUCAACAGCAUGUCUUGUCAAAGAUUGUCAUUUCUGACUCUCCGCAAUUCAGAUUCCACAAGAUGACUUAUAGUCCGUACUUAUACCCAACUGCAUUUUACGAAAACACGAUGUUUACAUGGGUAGAAGAAACGGGACCAAACUCAAACAUGGACGUGAAGAGAGCAGCUGCUGAUAGUAAGGCGUGGUUGAAAAAGGCAGAAAUUGUAGGCGAUGGUGAUUACGAGUUGAGCAAUAGAACCAGCAUGCGUAUAAAGGCUGCUGGAGAUAGACUAGACCAGUUGGCAGGUAUUUAG